Balaenoptera musculus (blue whale) is the source of this 1911-nucleotide messenger RNA. RefSeq names its product TBC1 domain family member 10C (gene TBC1D10C). Lineage: Eukaryota; Metazoa; Chordata; Mammalia; Artiodactyla; Balaenopteridae. The record is from RefSeq and is a predicted model, not a curated record. The transcript is spliced from 10 exons. The coding region runs from base 159 to 1499 and encodes 446 amino acids.
GCAGGCCGGAAGAGCCCGGGACAGGAAGGGGUAACUACCCCCCCCCACGCACUUAGGAGGGGCCCCCCGGCUGGUUGCCGAAGCUGUGGCUGAGGAGGAAGUGAGAGGAGGAGGUGAGGUGCAGCAAGGAGCCUGUGGCAUCAGGGGUCUGCAGCACUAUGGCCCAGGCCCUGGGGGAGGACCUCGUGCAGCCUGGUGAGCUGCAGGAUGACUCCAGCUCUUUGGGGUCUGACUCAGAGCUGAGUGGGCCCGGCCCAUAUCGCCAGGCUGACCGCUAUGGCUUCAUUGGAGGCAGCUCAGCAGAGCCAGGGCCAGGUCACCCUCCUGCAGACCUUAUCCGCCAGCGGGAGAUGAAGUGGGUGGAGAUGACCUCACACUGGGAGAAAACCAUGUCUCGGCGGUACAAGAAGGUAAAGAUGCAGUGCCGGAAAGGCAUCCCCUCGGCCCUGCGGGCCCGGUGCUGGCCCCUGUUGUGCGGGGCCCAUGUGUGUCAGAAGAACAGCCGUGGCACUUAUCAGGAACUGGCUGAGGCCCCUGGGGACCCACAGUGGAUGGAGACCAUCGGCAGGGACCUGCACCGCCAGUUCCCUCUCCAUGAGAUGUUUGUGUCACCCCAGGGUCACGGGCAGCAGGGGCUCCUCCAGGUACUCAAGGCCUACACCCUGUAUCGGCCGGAACAGGGCUACUGCCAGGCCCAAGGCCCUGUGGCUGCCGUGCUGCUCAUGUAUCUGCCCCCAGAGGAGGCCUUCUGGUGCCUGGUACAGAUCUGCGAGCUUUACCUCCCUGGCUACUACGGGCCCCAUAUGGAGGCUGUACAGCUGGACGCCGAGGUGUUCACGGCCCUGCUGCGGCGGCUGCUCCCGCGUGUGCACAAGCACCUGCAGCAGGUGGGCGUCGGGCCCCUGCUCUACCUGCCCGAGUGGUUCCUGUGCCUCUUCGCCCGCUCCUUGCCCUUCCCCACGGUGCUGCGUGUCUGGGACGCUUUCCUUAGCGAGGGUGUGAAGGUGCUGUUCCGUGUGGGGCUGACACUGGUACGCCUGGCACUGGGCACCACUGAGCAGCGCCUGGCCUGCCCGGGGCUCCUGGAGACGCUCGGCGCCCUUCGAGCCAUCCCACCCACCCAGCUGCAGGAGGAGGCCUUCAUGCCCCAGGUGCACAGCGUGGCCCUGUCCGAACAGGACUUGCAGCGGGAGAUCAAGACCCAGCUGGCCCAGCUGCCCGCGUCGGCAUCUGGGCCACCCCCGAGGCCGCAGGCCCGCCUGCCUGGGGCCCAAGCCAUCUUUGAGGCCCAGCAGCUGGCAGGAACCCGGGGAGCCACCAGGCCCGAGGUGCCCCGCAUCGUGGUGCAGCCCCCGGAGGAGCCCAGGCCUCCACGGCGCAAGCCCCAGACCCGAGGCAAGACUUUCCAUGGGCUGCUGACUCGGUCCAGGGCCCCCCGUAUCGAGAGCCCCGCCAGGUCCCAUCGAGGCUCCACCUCCUCUCUGGACACCCGAUUCUGAAGGUCCCACUUCUGAGGGUACCAGAGACUCAGGGUCCCCCAACCCCAACUGCCUGAACGGUGGAUGCCAGCCUCAAAGUAGGCACCACACUUUACAGCCGGGAUGGAUGCCUUAGCUUUCCCGUGGACUGUGUGAGGCUUGAGGAUGAAGGAAGGUCAGAGAGUGAGGUUUUGGGGACCCAGGCCCAUCAUCCGCCCAUGGAGCUGCCCUGGUGCCUGGGCCCCUGUAAGCAUCAAGCUGGCGCUGAAGGAGGGUGAGGUUAGGGGCACGGGCUGGGCUUAGGGGACCCCAAGGCUCCUGGGGAGGCCUGGAAUAAAGUCUGAGCAGAAGCCCGUAUGCAGUCAGAUGGAAUGCCUUCCAGCCUCAACCCUGGACCAGCUGCUCCUUCCCCUCCGGCCCUCACUCCCCUCAC